This is a messenger RNA of Penicillium olsonii, 1239 nucleotides long. Lineage: Eukaryota; Fungi; Ascomycota; Eurotiomycetes; Eurotiales; Aspergillaceae. The record is from the annotation of a GenBank genome assembly.
AUGGGUUCUACGGCCUUUUUUCUGCGUGCCAUUUUGACUAUUCUCGUUGUAAAUACUGACUCAGCCUGGGCUGAAGUGGUCGCUCAACGUGCUGACAACUGGCCUGCGCCUCCAGUGGUGAAUAAACCACUGCUUGCGAUUCAAAUUGGAAGCAUUGUGGGCGCCUAUGUGAUCUUUGUCGCUCUUCUCCUUGCUCUGCUUAUCUUCGUUGGACGUCGCCUCCGUCGAUCAGUCCAGUCUUCCAACUAUACUCUGCAUAUGGAGAUGCUGAAGCCUGUCAGACCGCCUCUCAGCAUGGAUCCCAGCCCUGUAUCGCCUAUGUCGCACAACCUCCCCAGUCCCAAAUCCAGUGGAUUCAAGUCCUGGGGAUCAUUACACAGAAGUGCCAGACCAUCUCAGCCAUCUAUCAACGGUAGCAUGUUGACAGUUGAUGAAUCGAUCGUCGCGACCGAUCGGCAAAGAGCUCAAAAUGAGAUGGAGAUGCUGUAUGCUGCUGUCAUGGAGCAUGACGCUCAAAAGGCGUCUGGUGUCGACUUGUCCAUGAAGGAACCAGAGUACCAAACACGAUCCCCUGAUAGCCAGAUCACCAAUCCGUUCACGGACCGUGGCUCCCACGAAUCUGACCACUCACUGGCUCCACUAAAGUCGCCGACCAAAGGCUUCAACAGCUCCCGCCUCUCAAAGCUCUUCAAUUCAGGCUCGCGCGCCAAUCCAGACCCUAGCAAGGUCCGGUCGCCUCGCUUGGCACUUCGAAAGCUGCCAAUCUCAUCUCCAAUGGCUUCCCCAGCGCCCACAACACCCCAGGCAUACAUACCUGAAAACCCACCCCUCUCUCCACGGAUCUACAACCCUGGCCCACCACCAACGGUGCCUCGGUUGCAGAUUGAGCCCCCGGUCAUGCCUGCUCCAGGCCGUUCACGGCCGCCGGCGCCUUUGACUCUGGCGCCUGCUGCCUCUGCGUCACCUUCCUCUUCCUUACCUUUCCGUGAGGCAUAUCCGCAGCAGAGCGCGCCGGCAACCAAGACAACAUUCCUGGAGCGGCCAUCAAAGCACCGAGCAGGACCAAUGACGGGUAUGCCUACGCCGUAUAGUCCAUACAUGCCGUUCACUCCCGUGACCCCGUUUACACCCGGGCGUACCGUAACGAAAAGGCAGCGGAAACGCGAGGAGCGAGGUAAUGGCUUACAGGUUUUGAAUGAGGAUGACUUGGUUAAGAACGAUGACGAUAUCUGGGGUUGA